UUUCCAAACAAAACAAAUAUGGCGACCUCCAUGCAUGGUGACAACAGCUGAAUUCCUGAAAGUUAUUAUUACAUAUAAUGAGGCUUUCGUUGAUUAAAUUUGGAGGAAUUCUCCUUUUUGUAUAUUGUAUUUUCAGUCUAUAUACCUUGUAUUUGUUAUAUGAUAAAAGAUAUGGUGCUGCUGAUAUGAUGAAAGCCAAGAAAAAGCUGUCAUUGAAAAGAACCAAAGGAGAGAAAAGGAACCAAAUAUCACCAAAAAAUAUCCUGAACAUGAAUAAAUCAUAUAACAGAACAAAGAAAAAACAAGUCGAAAUAUGGGGGAAAGCAGCAAUAGGAAAUUAUUUAUGGGAACAUAUUCUAGAAGGAAAAUUAGAAGCCCAACUAGGAGGAAUAUGGACAUAUGGUUCAUUGAUUCAAGAAGAUUUUAAAUUUAAGUUUCGGACAGGACCAGGUGUUGUACAAUCAGCAGUACCACAAGAAGUUGAAAAUCUUGUUCUAGUGUUGAAUGGUAGAACACAAGAAAAAAUUGACUUUGCUAGGUCGUGGCUGGACUACCUUCCGCACUACGCAGAUCUAAAGAACAUAGCUGUCGUCCUUCUUGGGAACGAGCAGUGCAAUAAUGAUUGGAUCCUACAGUAUCUGACCACUCAUGGUGGACUGGUCAAGCUGUUGUUUAUCACAUACGACACACAACUCAUCAAUGAUAAGAAUAUAUUCCAAUGGCCACUUGGUGUUGCAACGUAUAGAGGCUUUCCUGUGGUACCAGAUGAAGAGGUCCGAGUGAAUGUCUCUAGACCAUAUGUGUGUAAUUUCCUAGGAACAAUAUAUCCAGGGUCAUCGCGAGAGGAUUUGAUGAGCAGCAUCCGUGCAGCAGACCUACAGGACAAGUGCUUCAUCAAGGCCAGAUUAAACUGGGAACCUCUAGAAACAACUGAGAGCUUAGACGUCUACAAGAAGGCGUUAGCCACGAGCGAUUUUACCCUUAAUCCAGUUGGAGUAAACACAGAAUGCUAUCGAUUAUACGAGGCAAUGUCGUACGGCUCUAUACCAAUAGUUGAAGACACUAUAAGUGAGGGUGCUUGUGACAAAAGUGGAGACGCUCCUCUAAGAUUGCUAAGGAGAAUGAAUGCCCCAUUCGUAUAUAUCAAAGACUGGAAACAAAUUCCCGAAAUCUUGAAGAGUUUGGACUCUGGAAAUCCAGAAGAUGUGGUGCAAAAGAGAAGAGAUAUUGUGAAGUGGUACCAGUGGUUUAAACAGCAAAUGAAAGUACAGUUUCUGAAUGCAUUGAGGGAGAAAUUCACUUGGACUGAAAUAAAAAGGUGACGAAUAAACAAAAAAAACCCCAUUUUUUAUAUUAUCACCACACGUCCAAAAUUAUGAGUCCUGAUAUAAACUUUUACUGGGUCUUCAAGUAGCAUCACCAGAAUGCGAGGAAUUGCUACAUCCUCUGUGUUGUAACCUCGAAUAUCUAGAGACAUUAACAAAUUUGUGAGCAAAAAAGAGUAAGCCAAAUAUUGUCUUGAAAAUAUUAUAAAAAUUACUCUGCCAAGCAAGGGGUCAACUUAAGUUCUACAGUUGAGGCACUAAAAGACUUAAUGCUGUUAGCUGUAAUGUCUUUUUAAGUGUUGGCUGUCAGUAUCCAUGGGUUUAAUGCAUCUAGUGUCCUACUGUCCAUCAUUGUAUUGUCCAGUUGUCCCAGCCUAACUUCGCACCUCACAGUCUUAUUUUGGAUUUUCUCUUGUACUGUAACUGGUGUUAUUAUUAGACCCAAGGGGUCGUAAAUGACAUUCACAUGGCUCAAACACAUUCUUUUAGUAAGGAUUGCCUGGCUUAAAUAGCUUGUCUAUUUCUUGUUUAGCCUCCUUUCAUCUUCAUGCUUUUGAUGGACCUUGCAGGUAUCAGAAUAAGUUGAUUUCUGGCUACCCUGACAUAAGCCUUUAUUGUGUUAACUGAUGUAGUAUCGUCCUCAUAGUUCUGCUUUUCAGUUCUUUUCUCAUAUCCCUAAAGAUAUUUGAGCCAAUGACACAUGGCACCUUCUUCUUUCUUUCUGAAAUGGGAGAGUUAGAUGGGUCUUGUACGAUGAGAAAUCCUAAAUUUGUGAAAGUUCUUUCGAUAGCUUUAAUUGAGAGCUCAACAUAUCCUAUGUAGGAACUGCCAGUCCUCCUGCCCUGGAGAUUCGUACUGUACCUAAACAAGUGGCUCAGGUUAGUUUGCCAGCAGCAUCCAUGAGUUUUUUCAAUUCAUCUUUGGCUGCAUUGGGAUCUGCUCUUGCCUCUGCCGCUUUCUCCUUCUCUUCAUUCAGCUUCAGUUUCAAUUCAGGAGGUUGUUGUAGACUUUCGACUCUUGAACCAUUUGGUCUCUAUGGGUAGAUAGUGCUGUUUAACAGUAGAUAUCGCUUUUAACCAUACAUUCGUUGGUCUUUCAGCUAGGGGUUAGUUGUGAGUGCUUUGUGAUCCUGCCGACUACGCCAUUUUGUGAUAUGCAAAAUAAGUCAUUGUAAAGAUUCUUUGAAGGUGUCCAGGUUCUUUUAUUACGAAUGGCUCAUCGAAUUAAACCAAAACCACAAAACCCCCAGCUGUAAUUAAGUAAAAGUGUAUAAAAAUUAAUAGAUGAUAAUAGCUUAACUUCUGUCUCUUCUGAAACUUGGUAAUUAAGACAAAGGAUGCAAGGUUGACCUAACCAUAAAAGUCUCAAAAAUCCUGUUACCAUAGAGAACUUGAGAGAAGGGAAUAUACCAUUCAACAAAAUAGGUAAAUAAAUUGUGCUCUCUCCCAUUAUGAAAAGUUACUUUAAAUUCUUAGUGACAAGAUACACAUGUCACAUAGUCAAAGGUCUACAUUACAUUACAUAACCUGCAUGGAUAAUGUCUUCUCUUACCAUUGCUGGAAUAACAAGUCUGGUGCCAAACAGUGACAAGCCAUCUUGGACCAAGAUCAUCAUGGUAUGGUUGUAGAUCAGCUCUUGUUCCAUUAUUUCAGGAGCUUAUUCUCAAAAUACUGCAUGAAGAAUCAGUUUCUGAAGAUCGGCCAUCUUCUGAGUUUUCAAUGCACCUCUUCUUCUACACGUCACACAUUGGUGUACGUACUGACUGGUUGCACUGGACCCAUUUACGACCCAAUACCCGCGUUGCCUGAUGUCAUUUAACGUUGAGCUUCUACCCAUGUGAUUGAUCUCUUCAUGACACAUUCUAAUAAUCAGCAUCGUUAUGUGACUGUUCUUUGGUAGGAUUACCGGAUGUUACCUGAAUAUUAGACAUGAGUUCUUUAACCUCCCUCCAACUCUCAGUAGUCCGUCUUUAUCCAGAAAAGGGUCCAAUUUGGACAAACUAGAGGAUUUCUGGAGCAUCACCUUGCGUUCUCUAAGGCUCUGUUGGCCUUCCAUAGCUGCAAGAACUUGAAACUCCUUACCAAAGUAACUUUUCUGGACGAGUUUAAGCAAUGACAUUUCACCAUUUUUAUUUCCUGAACAUUCAUUUGUGGACUUAUUCCACCUGUUACGUCCAUCUUAGAUUUCUCAAGUAGUUUGUGCUUCACUCUUAAAUGUUGGGCUGCUGCACGACAAGCUUUCCAUGUAGAGUAUCUGUCAAAUUUCUCGGCUGCAUCUGUGGCCAUGGAAUUGUGCUUUACCUCACAAUCGAUUUCUUCAAAGAAUUAGAUUGUGUUGCUAUUGUUAUGGAGUCGUGAAAAAUAUAUUCGUAAACACGUUUUCUGCAAAAUAUAUUCGUAAACACGUUUUCUGCCGAAUGACUCCAAUGACUGUUGUAGGUGCGAUAUAUUAUUAUUAUUAUGUUGGAUAUUAUGUUGGCAUUAAUUGAUUAUAUACUCAUAAAUAAAAUUCGCAAAUACCGAUGUACGGAAACUAUACCAAAAAUUGUACUUUUAUUCUAUCAUUUAGUGACUACAUGUUCAAUAACAAAGAAUUAGGUAUAAAAUAGUUAUUUCAUCAAUAUGAUGUAGUAUGAUAUUGGUAUCCAUGGUGAUGGGCAUAAUCAUUGUGUCAAUUUCUCGGUGAAUGGUCAUUAGAGCUAAGCCUGACAUUCGCUCAGUUCCCAUAGUGGUGUAUUACUAUUUGAUCCAAAAGUGAUGUUAAUGUAUUGUGAUGCAAGUCUGUCCAAUCAAUUGGCAAUUUUGAUGAAAUUACGUUGUUUUUGUGUUUACCAUUCAUUGGUUCUCAUUGGUCUUCCCCUCCCCCUGCUUUUCCUAACCGUUUUGUCUCCAACAUGGUUGCUGUAUUUAUUAUCUUCAAGAGUGCCUUAUGUGAGGUAGAGUUGUCAGUUUUUUUCUGGCAUACCUUACAUUGACAUUUGAUGACCCAGUAAUGAUGGCAUGUGUGAACAUACUUUGUACUAAAGGUUGGUUGUACAGUACUUGAACCCUGAUGCCGUUUCUUGAGAUGACCUUAAAUUUCUUAUUUUUUCUUUACUACGUGUACGUCGAUGUCUUUUUGUGUACUGAUGGCGCACAAACUUUUCUUCGACAUUUUUACAUUUUAUCCUAUUUUUAUCGCUUUGUCUAGGGUAAGGUCAUCCCCUUCCCUGAAGCACUUUUCUUGCAU
Molecule: messenger RNA, 4553 nt
Organism: Anneissia japonica
Lineage: Eukaryota; Metazoa; Echinodermata; Crinoidea; Comatulida; Comatulidae
Product: ribitol-5-phosphate xylosyltransferase 1-like
Exons: 6
Coding region: 78-1322 (414 amino acids)
Biological process (GO): protein O-linked glycosylation via mannose
Cellular component (GO): Golgi apparatus
Molecular function (GO): ribitol beta-1,4-xylosyltransferase activity
Source: RefSeq, a predicted model, not a curated record